CGUGCCGGGGUGGGUCGCGCCCAACGGCUGUGCCGCGUGUGUGGCGGCGAAGGCAGAGGCCGAGGCCGAGGCGGCCGCAACGGAGCCGCCGGCUGUCCGUCCGUCCGACCGCCGUAUCUAAAUGGCUGAUCCAGAGAAAGGAAAGAAAACCUUUGUGCAAAAAUGUGCUGUGUGCCACACCAUUGACAAGGGUGGAAAACAUAUGGUUGGACCUAAUCUCUGGGGUAUUUUUGGACGUAAAACUGGAUCUGCUGCAGGAUAUCACUACACUGAAGCAAACAAGAAUAAAGGGAUUACAUGGGGAGAGAAUACCCUAAUGGAAUAUUUGGAGAAUCCUAAAAAAUACAUUCCUGGAACAAAAAUGCUGUUUGCUGGUCUCAAGAAGAAAAGUGAACGCACUGACCUAAUUGCUUAUUUAAAAAAAGCAUCAUCAUCAUGAAUAAAUCCUUUAAUAAAAUGUUUAAUUUAA
Molecule: messenger RNA, 469 nt
Organism: Amblyraja radiata (thorny skate)
Lineage: Eukaryota; Metazoa; Chordata; Chondrichthyes; Rajiformes; Rajidae
Product: cytochrome c 2-like
Exons: 3
Coding region: 122-439 (105 amino acids)
Molecular function (GO): heme binding; electron transfer activity
Source: RefSeq, a predicted model, not a curated record